CAGCACCCCCAUCCCCACCCCCCCAAAUCUCCUCUCUCUCCUCUCCUCUCCUCUCCUCGCGUAUAAAGCCGGCGGCCGCUUCUCCGUCAAGCUCCCCCCCUCCAUGACGCCUCGCUCCUCCGCCGCCGCCUCCGCCUCCGCCUCCGCCGCCGCCGCGGCACAGCGUCGGAAACCCUAGCCUGCGCGGGGGCGGCCGGAGGACAGGGAGGUUGUUUGUUUGUUUGUGUGUAUCAUACGGAUACGGCGGCAUGGCCAGCGGCGCCGAGUCGUGCGGCAGCCGCGGGGGGGAGUCGCCACCACCGCCGCGGACGCGGGGGGCGUCGGCGGGGGGCAGGCGGCGGAAGGCGGAAGCCUACCGCGAGGUUCUCCGCCGGAUCCGCGGGGGCGGCGGCGCGCUCGACGACGACGAGCUCUGGGCCCACUUCUACAGCCUCCCCGCCAGGUAUGCUUUGGAUGUGAAUGUCGAGCGGGUUGAUGAUGUUCUACUGCACAAGAGGUUGCUUGACCAGGCCCGUGAACCAAUGAAUGGGCUGGUCUUCGAUGUUCGUCGUUCGCAGGCUGCUACUCUGGAUGGAAGCACUGAAGUUGAGCAAUCAACUUCCUUUAAGCAUGAAGUACAAGAUCCUCAGUGCUCAUCGUUCACAUCGAGAGACCAAAGGUGUUUCCAUGAAAUUAUAUUUGCAUGUGACGAUAAGCCUAAGCUUCUUAGCCAGCUAACCGCUCUACUUGGGGAACUUGGCCUUAACAUCCAAGAAGCACAUGCAUUUUCGACGAGUGAUGGCUAUUCUCUUGACAUCUUUGUUGUCGAUGGCUGGAGUCAUGAGGUCGAUGUUCUACGAGAUGCAUUAAGGAGAGGAGUUGAAAAGAUAAAGUACAAAGCAUGGCCAUUGGUUCAGUCCAUGCCUACUAGGACAGGUCACGAGCUAAUGGAGGAUUCUCCUCCAGCUGAUUUUGUCCAGAUUCCAGCUGAUGCAACUGAUGUUUGGGAAGUUGAUCCAAGGCUUCUAAAAUUUGAACGAAAAUUAGCAUCUGGAUCAUUUGGUGAUCUAUACCAUGGGACAUACUGUAGUCAAGAUGUAGCAAUCAAAGUACUCAAGCCUGAGCGGGUCAGCGUUGAUAUGCUGCGUGAGUUUGCACAGGAAGUAUAUAUAAUGAAAAAGGUUCGUCACAAGAAUGUUGUGCAAUUUAUUGGUGCAUGCACCAGACCACCUAUUUUGUGUAUAGUUACAGAGUUCAUGCGUGGAGGAAGUAUUUUCGACUUUCUUUACAAUUUUAGAGGAACUUUUCAGCUCCCUGAUGUGUUAAGAAUUGCCUCUGAUGUAUCCAAGGGGAUGAACUACCUGCAUCAAAUUAACAUUGUCCACAGGGACUUAAAGACUGCUAAUCUUCUUAUGGAUGACCAGGUUGUCAAGGUUGCAGACUUUGGAGUAGCCAGAGUUAAAGACCAGUCAGGAGUUAUGACUGCAGAAACAGGAACCUAUAGAUGGAUGGCUCCUGAGGUCAUCGAGCACUUGCCCUACGAUCAGAGAGCAGAUGUUUUCAGUUUCGGGAUAGUUAUUUGGGAGCUGCUGACUGGAAAGCUUCCUUAUGAAGAUAUGACGCCUCUUCAAGCAGCCGUUGCCGUUGUCCAAAAGGAUCUGAGACCUAUCAUUCCUGCUGAUACUCAUCCUAUGCUUGCUGGUCUACUUCAGAAAUGCUGGCAGAAAGAUCCAGCUCUAAGACCAACUUUUUCAGAGAUUCUUGAUAUACUAAAUUCUAUAAAGGAGCAGGCUGUUCGAAGUUCUGGACAUCAGAAGAGACACUCAGGUCGAUCUUAUUCCAGGCAGAGACGAAGCGGUUGAUGCAGCAAUUUUCCUUUUUUUUUAAAAAAAAAAUCUUGUUUCGGUUUAGUUUCUGAAAUGCGGCAGGUUUUGUUUAGCGUUCCACACCCUCCCUUUUGUUAUGGUCAUUUCCACGGCGAGCAAUUUUUACUUGGUUGUAUCUCAGCGGUAACGUUGGAAUAUAAUCUGGUGAGUUUCUUGUAUUUUUUUUUCAUGUCGUGAGCUGGUGUAAACGAUUGUUGAUUAUAAUCCUUUCAGUUCAACCACGA
Oryza sativa Japonica Group (Japanese rice) is the source of this 2089-nucleotide messenger RNA. Its product is annotated as serine/threonine-protein kinase STY17. Gene Ontology annotation, biological process: signal transduction; protein phosphorylation. Gene Ontology annotation, molecular function: protein kinase activity; ATP binding. The record is from RefSeq and is a predicted model, not a curated record. Gene Ontology annotation, cellular component: cytoplasm. Lineage: Eukaryota; Viridiplantae; Streptophyta; Magnoliopsida; Poales; Poaceae.